Messenger RNA from Sander lucioperca (pikeperch), 4076 nucleotides. RefSeq names its product SHC (Src homology 2 domain containing) transforming protein 2 (gene shc2). The record is from RefSeq and is a predicted model, not a curated record. Gene Ontology annotation, biological process: intracellular signal transduction; cell surface receptor protein tyrosine kinase signaling pathway. Lineage: Eukaryota; Metazoa; Chordata; Actinopteri; Perciformes; Percidae. Bases 406 to 2580 code for a protein of 724 amino acids. Gene Ontology annotation, cellular component: plasma membrane. The transcript has 14 exons. Gene Ontology annotation, molecular function: receptor tyrosine kinase binding.
UAAUAAUGGCUCCAUAUCGGUUUUACUUUUGUGUAGAGUAUGUUGUCAUAGCAGUUAUUUGUUUUUUGACAGAAAAGGGGACAGAAUGUACAGAGGAAGGCCAGCUACUUGUGCAUCUGUCAACAUGCACUGAUUCCCGUUGGCUUAUCAGUAACUUACUCUGUAGCAAACAAACAAGAGGUGAUUGGCUGUUUGGAAGAAGGUGGGAUGGCGUUGGUGUCAUAGCGUUUCUGAUGGUGAUUUGUUUGUGUUAGGGGGUUUCUUAGUGUGCCUGGUUUGUUGCAAUGAGGUGUCCUGAAUAGUGGAAUGACAUUACACAUUGCUUUUCUUUGAUAAAAGUCAUUGGACUGGAUCUUCUUUUCAUCCUCUUUCUCAGAGCCUGACAUAUAGGCGGCUCCUCCGGGCAUGCUCCUUAAGCCAAAGUAUGGCCGCUUUCGCAACGAGUCAGUGACCUCCUCCGACGACCUGAUGCAGAGCUUAGCAAUGAGCGGCAAAGUUGUGGCCACACCGGUGGUCUCCUCCUCCGCCACGAGCCUUCCUCUGCCCCCCUUGCCUCCUCUGCCUCCCCUGGAUCACAGUGCCAGAUCAUCAUCCUCUGCUGGGGCUGCAGCCCUGGCUGACUCUCCUUGCCUGGAUGGGGAACAGGAUGCCACCACAACCUUCUGCAUGCUCAUCCCUAGGAUGCCCCAGUGGAAGUUCUCCAACUCCCUGCUUAGCCGGAGCCCGUCCAACUCCAGCUCCAGCUCCAGCUCCAGCUCCAGCAAGGACUCAGGGAAGGCAGCAGCAGCUCCUUCCCAGGCCUCUGUCUCGCAUAGUUCAUCACCACACAGGCACAGUGGUGCGACCUCAGCCAGUGGCCCGGUGGCAAGUCUCGCAGCGGUGCUUAACUCCUGUGACCCUGUGUGUGUCACCCCCUGUUCUUUGCAGGCUAUUCGAGGGCAGAGAGCAGUUGCAGCGGCAAACUCGGCCAAUCAAGGGGGGCACGGAUUUGGGGCCACAGAGGCCAUGGCAAGCCCUGGGGGUUCCAGCAGCUCCCGGUCAGGAAUGAACCGCAGGACAAGGGUGGAAGGCAUGUGGCUGGAGGGAGAGGACUUCACCCAGAAGGGUAGCUUCAUCCACAAACCCUCUCAAGGCUGGUUGCACCCUGACAAGAAGAUUGCAGGACCAGGGGCUUCUUAUAUAGUCAGGUACAUGGGCUGCAUUGAAGUAUUGAAGUCAAUGCGCUCCCUGGACUUCAACACACGGACUCAGGUGACAAGGGAAGCCAUCAACAGGCUGUGUGACACUGUGCCAGGUGGAAAGGGAGCUUGGAGGAAGAAGGCCCAGAACAAAGCUCUCCAGUCCAUUAUGGGGAAGAGUAACCUGCGAUUUGCAGGCAUGGGUAUUGCAGUCAAUAUUUCCACAGAUGGCCUUGGUCUGCUUAUUCCUACCACACGACAGGUGAUAGCACACCAUCCCAUGCAGUCCAUCUCAUUUGCUUCGGGGGGAGACACAGACACGCCUGAUUAUGUUGCGUAUGUGGCCAAAGACCCAGUGAAUCAGAGAGCAUGUCACAUCCUGGAGUGCUCAGACGGUUUAGCCCAGAGUGUCAUCAGUACCAUCGGCCAAGCCUUCGAGCUGCAGUUCAAACAGUACCUGCACAGUCCUCCCAAAACCAUGGCGUCUAUGGAGAGGUCUGUCAGGACAGAAGAGCCGAUGUGGGGGGACGAUGAGGACUUCUCUGAGCAUGAUUACUACAACAGCAUCCCAGGGAAGGAGCCUCCUGUUGGGGGAGUGGUGGACUCCAGGCUCAGGCCCAGCGGAGCCCUGCUGGGUCACAUCCACACACAACCACAGAGCAAGACAGCAGCACAGAUGGGCUCACCAGUGAGGAGGGAGCAAGCGUCUUAUCCCCCUGGUCAGCUGUGCUAUGAACUGCACUGGGACACUGAGACAACCAGCAGCUCAGGUCUGACAGCAGAUGGUUACCUGUGUGCUGACGGCCAGCCACCAGGCAGCAGAGAUUAUGAGGAGCAUCAGUACGUUAACACCCAGAGUCUGGAAAACCUGGAUUCACUGGCACAGAGGCCUAAUGGACGCAAAGGGCCCAGGGCACCCGACAGUCCCAAAAAGGACCUCUUUGACAUGAGGCCCUUUGAAGACGCCCUGAAGCUCCACGAGGCCUGUGGAGGAGCUGUUGGGGCUGCAGCUGGAGGGGGAGGUGUCCGGGUCCUGGAGGACCAGUGGCCCAGCCCUCCACGCCGUCGAGCCCCCGUGGCACCAAACGAGGAGCAGCUCCGCAGGGAGACGUGGUACCACAGCCGCAUGAGCAGGCGAGACGCAGAGAAAAUCCUGGUCCGAGAUGGAGAUUUCCUGGUCCGGGAGAGCACUACCAACCCAGGACAGUAUGUGCUAACCGGAAUGCAUUGUGGCCUGCCCAAACACCUACUGCUGGUGGACCCAGAGGGAGUGGUCCGAACCAAAGACAUGUUAUUUGAGAGCAUAAGCCACCUUAUCUCAUACCACCUUAAGAAUGAGCUGCCUAUUGUAGCAGCAGAGAGUGAGCUCCACCUCAAACAGGUGGUCAGGAGGAAACAGUGAGCCACCUGGCCCCGCAUGGGAUGCUGGAUUCUUGAGUUCCCAAUGCAAAAACCACAGAAAAUAAACAAACAUGGAAAUAAUUUAUCCCGGAUGGAUAUUUAUAAGGAACAAAGGUUAUCACUGAUACUUUCUUUCCAUGAACAAAUCAGCUAAGGAGAGUGGGCAUCUACUUUCUCUGCCUUUGCCUACCAGGAUCAACCGAACUACCCACCACCUGUCAUAAACUCCUCAGCAUGCAGCUAUUAAGCUAACAAAUCAACCAGAAUAUAGACUUUGACUCAUUUGUGAUUCACUCACUGUUUGGCGAGGACCCAACUUCUGGACAUCAAAUAUUUAUUUGAUGCGCAGAGUCCUACAAUGCCUGUAAGAGUGAAGUGCUUCCAGUGUACCAUGGCUUGCCCGACCAGUCAGCCACAGGUCAUCCACCGAACAAAUGGACUGUGACUUUAAGAGACAACUGAAGAAAUGUCUGUUUCAUUUGAAUGUAAAGUUUGUUGGUACAUGUUCACAGGUCUGGAGUACCUGACUCUGAGAUGGCACAAUGAAAACACACUGCGCAUGAUUCAGUGCUGGAUUUAUGAAAUAGCCACAGAUACUUUUUUUUCUCCAUGAUAAUUGAGGCACCAAAUCUCACUUUGAAAUAAGAAAAAUGCAUCCAUACUAUCUUCAUACAGUAUAGACAGCCAAGUGGACCUACAGUACAUUGUCUUGAAAGUUUUAUCACAUGUAUCAGUAAUAUCAGUCAUUUGCAUUGUGUCUGUAAGGGCUGUUCAUAAUUUGUUACAGACAUAUGUGUUAUAUAAGCCGGUGAACAUUAUUGGUCGGACUCUACGUAAAGUAGAAACUAGUACAUAAACUACAUGGGUUUAAAACUCUGCAUACAAACUCAGUAUAUCCGUGCCUGUAUUUCCACAGCCCCUCCAACUUCAGUGCCUUAAUAACUACAGAGACAGGCAUUUGUGUCAGAGUGUAUAUAAUGUGCAUUUAUGCUCCUAAACACGUUUUUUUGCCAUGCCAAUGAAUGACUGAACAAACUUCAGGAUGAUUAAGCUCUUAUACUUGUGAACAGUCAUGUAAGCUGCUCUUGUUUUGGGGGUAAAUGUUUAAUACUGUCUUGUUGUUUAAUGACUGUUAUUGUCUUUAUGUGUCCCUCAUAACAAUAACAAACCAUAGAUGGAACUCCUCUACAGUGAUUGAUAUAAAAGAAAGGGGAUUUGGACUUGAAAUGAAAAUCCUUUAUGUGUCAGGGAAAUGCAUCGCUUUAUCGAUUGUCCUCAUCCCAUGUCAGGCCCUCCACUGUUUUUGGAUGCAGCCUCAUGAAUGCACAGAGAGAGACGAGGCGCGCUACGAGGCUUUUGGUCAGGUCCAAAUGAUUAAUGUGAUUAUUUCAGAUCUCCCCUUUUGCUUUCUCAGGAAUUUCUUGGAUCUGCUCUUCUUUGAUUAACUUUAAUGGCUCUUUGUCAAUAAAACAAAUUGAAAAGAAGGUACAAUUCAAA